This is a messenger RNA of Trichomonas vaginalis G3, 399 nucleotides long. RefSeq lists its product as uncharacterized. The transcript has a single exon. The annotation marks the transcript as partial. The record is from RefSeq and is a predicted model, not a curated record. NCBI's taxonomy places the organism in Eukaryota, Parabasalia, Trichomonadida, Trichomonadidae.
AUGAAUGAAACUACAGACAAACUUAACUCUUCUCUCAUUCUUCCUUUCAGUAAGGACUAUGAGUUCUGUUCAAAUGGCGUUUAUUUCUAUUGUGGAAAGAUGGGUUCAGGUAAGACAUUUAAUUUAAUUCGUCAUAUACUCAUAACAGAACGUUUAGGAAAUGACUCAUAUUAUGACCAAAUCAUUAUAUCAGCAACUUCAGACUCUAUGGACUCAACAGCGAAAACAUUUAUGUCAAAAGUUCAAGCCUCUGUCGUUAAAGUUCCAGACAGUGAACUCAUUGAAUUUCUUCAACGUUACAUUCGACGUAAGAGGAAAUAUUAUGCCAUCGUUGAAUUUAUACAGUCAGGAAUGCAAAAGACUUCUGAGGAGAUGGAAAGAAUUAUUGACAAACACCAC